Bombyx mori (domestic silkworm) is the source of this 5707-nucleotide messenger RNA. Its product is annotated as kinesin-like protein KIF20B. Gene Ontology annotation, biological process: microtubule-based movement. The transcript has 14 exons. Lineage: Eukaryota; Metazoa; Arthropoda; Insecta; Lepidoptera; Bombycidae. The record is from RefSeq and is a predicted model, not a curated record. Gene Ontology annotation, cellular component: nucleus; kinesin complex; microtubule. Gene Ontology annotation, molecular function: ATP binding; microtubule motor activity; ATP hydrolysis activity. The coding region runs from base 104 to 3979 and encodes 1291 amino acids.
AAACACCUUUAAUACAAACUGUCAAAAACUUUCGAAAGUUAAACCGUUGUGGCUUAAAAUAUUUUGUUUCUGAUUAAAUUUUUAUAAUUUUAAUACAAUCUUAAUGUACAGAAACAUGAUGGAUCAACGUUAUUCGGACAACGAAACGUCUAAGAGGGACAUACCGUCUUUCAUUGAGCCUAGACCACCGCUCAUACGAAAUCCAUUCAUGAGACCUAAGCCACAAAAGGGUACAAAUUUACUUGAACUUUUUGAAGAAGACUCUGAAAUAGAAGAGCCUGAACUAGUGAAAGUGUAUCUUCGGAUGAAGCCAUGUAAUGAACCAAAUUAUAUUUACGAAGUGCGAUCAGAUAAAAGUUUAGUAACAUCGCUUGACACUACCACGGCAGGCCACGGAAGGCGCACUCAACAUAAUGUGUCUAAAAUGUAUACGUUUUCCCGUAUAUUUGGAGCGGAGUGUACACAGAAAGAAAUUUUUGAAGAGGUUGUGAAAGAAAACCUUAAGAAGCUACCAGAUGGUCACAAUUUCACACUUCUCACUUACGGUGCGUCAGGCUCUGGAAAGACAUACACAUUAAUGGGCACUGUUGGAGCUCCAGGCUUGGUGCCAAGAUCUCUGGAGUAUGUGUUCAAAUUGGUUGAUGCAGCUCAGCACCCUUUGUACAGACCGGCUGAUGGUGGUGCAGAGAAACUCAGUUAUGCUGAGCAGGAGUAUGAACUGCAGUGGGUCAAAAGAUUGCGUCACGUUUCGGCUCCUCUUCGUGACAAGUACCGUCGUAUGAGUAGUCAGCUUCAAAGAGACUUAACCACCAGUACAAUUGAUUUAUCUAAUAAAACAAAAUAUUACGUUUGGGUAUCAUUCGUUGAAAUAUACAAUGAAGCCAUAUAUGACUUGCUGUCGCCUCCAGAGAAGAGAACUAAACUUCGCAUAAGAGAAGAUUCUUCCGGGAAUGUAUACGUAAAGGGUGCAACUCAAGCAUUUGUCCGUUCCGGUGAGGAAGCUUACGAUAUAAUGGUGGCUGGUAAACACAACCUUGUAGUCGCGGCCACUGGAGUACAUGCACACUCUUCAAGGUCACACUGCAUCUUCACCAUCACUAUGGUAACGGAAACUGAGGGCACGGGUCGCUGGGCCAGCGUGCGGCUGUGCGACCUGGCGGGCAGCGAGCGCGCGCGCGCCACCCGCAACACGGGCGCCCGCAUGCAGGAGUCGCGCGCCAUCAACGCGUCGCUGCACGUGCUCGAGCGCUGUCUGCACACGCUGCGACGCAAGCAGCGCUGCGCCCGCGACGCGCUCGUGCCCUACAGGGAAUCAAAGCUGACCCGGCUGCUGGGGUCUGGACUGUCCGGGUGUCGCGGCGAGGCGGUAAGCAUGGUGGUGACCCUCAACCCGGCCCCGGAGUACGCUCACGAGACCAAGCACGUCCUGUCGCUGGCCGCCGUCGCACAGGACAUACAGGUCAACAACACUGUGCUGACCACCACCUUCGAGACCAGCGCACAGGACAGCACCCUGGACAGCGGAGCCGAACUGAUGAGGCUGCGGACCGAGAAUGAGAGACUGCACUUCGAACUAAUACAAGCACACGCCCGCAACAGAGAGCUGAUGGCCUCGAUGGAGGCACACCAACAGGAGACUGCGCAGACCAUGAAGGAGCUGGUGGACGAGGCCAAGGACUUGACCAAGCAGUUCUACGAGGAGCAGCUGCGGGCGCUGCGGGCGCAGAUGGACGAGAUGGCGGAGGAAUAUGAGAACAAUCUCGAGAAGGUCGCAGCGCCACCUAACGUAUCUCCACUCCUACAAAAUAAGAUAACCGAGCUGAUGACAGAAAUUGCUGUUUUGGAGGAAAAAUUACUUGAAGAGCAGCUGGCACGAGCUCGGGCACAGAACGAAGUGGAACAUCUCCGCAGCUGUAUAGACGAGAGAGACGAAAAAGCAUUCAAAGACAAUGCCUCAGCGGACAACGAAGAUGUUAUGUCUGUCGCUGACAGCGAACCUGACAGCGAAGAGGAGGUCGACCCUCUCGACCAGAGCCUCGAGCCGACCUUCAGAAAGGAUAACUUGAGUAAAUCGCAGCUCGGUCCAAGAGAACCUGCUCGCAUUGCACUCCCAGGCCCGGACCACACCUUGGACACAUCUGAGGAUCAGACUUGUGAUGACUCCAUUCAACACUCAUUGCUGCCUAUUACAGAGGUAGAGUUCACUGAACAUAACACUGUGAAAACGAAUCCAGAAGAAUGUACAGAAGACACUGCAUUGGAUGUCACCGAGCGCACAGAAGGGUCAGUGUUAAGUUCUGCCAGUGUUGUUGACGGCGCAGGAGAUGUGAGCGCUGCAGAUUUAUCAACGGAAAAUCCUAUUGAUGUUAGUUUUAAUGCGGAAAACACUAACAAGAUUAAUGAAUUCAGAGGCUCGUACCGCGACGGACGCGAGGAUCGAACUAUCGAAAAUAAAAUCAAUACAGACGACAGUAUGGACGUUACGAAUGAAGAGAAAGAAGAUGUUAUAGAAACAGAGCAGCGGAAAGAUGUUUUAGAGUUCAAAGUUCCCAAAGAGACUUUGGUCAAUCAGACCAUAAGGUCGCUCAAAUCUAAAGGCAGCGAUAGCUCCCUGGCGCAGUUCGAGCGGAUAGAAAUGGCGACCAAAACUGAGGAACCCCUCGCCGCCCCCCUCGCUUCCCCCCGCGCCGACCUCGGCUUCAAUAUCCUCAAGGAGAAACGGAACUACUUUGAUGAUGUUAAAUCUGAACAAAAUACAAUAGAACAAGAUAAAGGUAAUAAGGUUCCGUUUAACGAUAACGCACCGAGCAUGUUACUAAACAAACAAACUGUAGUCGAAUUGAAAAAGUCGUAUUUUGAAGAUAACGCUCUGGACGCGGCCACAUUAGAUGUUGUUAAUACAGGCAAAGAAAAAAGAACAUAUUUUGACAACAUAUCUGUCAAAGUUGACAACAAUUUAGCACAUAAGAAGAUCAGUGAGCUGCUUAAACUAGAAGAAAGGUCCCCGUCUAUAGUGAAAGAAGAGUUUAUAGAGGAUUUUAAUAGACCAAGUACCAUGAAGAAGUUGAUGUGUAAAAAUCUAUCCAAACCGAUUGAUGCGGUCAUGUCGACCCACAAAAAGAAACACGACUCCGUUGAUAUAUUUGAAGGGUUUGAUUCGCCAGCAGCCCCCGCCGCGUCCCCCGCGGGGAUCCGUGCUGCAAGGGUCUCGCCGGGACUGACCUCAUCAACCGAACACGAAAUAAACAUUAAACUAGAACCGCAACUGUCGAAGGACGAGCCUGGCGACAGUAGCGUACACGACAAACCCGCGGCUGACGUCAUCAUCACACUCACCAGAGAUACAGACGCCGUCCCAGCGGACAACACUAUCGACGAGUUCGAGAACCUGUACAAAGAUGUGUCGACGUCUCGAGCUGCGGAGUUUGAGACGCUGGUCUCACACAACGCGAGCAGGGAGACCGGGGACCACAACACUAGCGGCGCCGCCGCGGACGACGCGGAGACAGACCUCAAAUCGAAUCUAUCAGAAUUCGAACGAGUAAAAUAUAAUCUGCGGAGUAAACCAAUAGAUACAAAAAAAGAGAAAAGUGUCAAAAUAAUAGAUGAAAGCGAAGAGAAGUCUGAAAUCAAAACUAGGCCGAGACGAGCGAGGCGGCGCGCGCCCGACGCCGCCCCCCCGACCCUCGCCGACAUCGGGAACCUGCACGAGUACCCCGACGUGACGCCAGCCGGGACCGGCGGGGGGGCGGGGGGACCACACGUCCCGUCCCCAGAGAAGGAAUCGGAAGAAAAUCUGCCCCCCAUGCUCGGGGUUCAAAGCUGCCCUUCGAAAAGCAUAACUCGAAGUCGUCGGAAGCUGUUCACUCCGCGCGCUGAGCCGCUGGACGAGUCGGCGGGCGCGCCCGGGGACAGCAGCGAGCGCCCGCACGUCCCGCGCCCCUCCUACCACCGCCCGCGUGCGCGCCGCAAGCUGUGAGCAGCGCCUCGGCUUUACUAACCACUAACUCUACACAUGACCAUAAACUAUUCUAUGAUACAGUCUCACGUUUCUUUUUUAAUUUUCGAUAUUUCAAAUACUUAUUUACUUAACGGGGAAUUUAUACGUAUUUAUUUAAUUCUUAACAUGGCAAAAAAAUUAUGACAACUAAACCACAUAAAGACACGAUAUUCAAUAUCAGUAGAACUGUGUUCAGAGUCAGAUCUUCACAAUUGACAGUCAUUGUCGGUCUUGACAAUUAGGAAUCUAUUCAUAUGUAUUUUCUGUGAUGGCAACACCUCUAUUUAUAUUUUUAAUAUGGAGGGUAGAGGUAAGGAGAACCGUCUCUGUGUGUGAAAAAGUGUCCGUUAGAAUCUGCUAAAUAAGGGUGGCGCUAAAGUACCAACCGGGUGAAUUUAAAAAAAGGCGCUGAAAGUUAUUAGAAUAAGAUAGAGAAAUAAAAAAGGACGUAAGAACUAUAAGCAAUAAUAAUAAUAAAUUACAUGUGUGCAAUUCACACGUGGUAGAAGUGAAACCUUCCAAAAUUAAAAUACAAUUAUCCUAAACGUCUUAAGUAUAUGUAAAAUUUUGUCAUUAGUAAAUAAUUGUAAGGUAGCGCCCUCUGUGAAUUGAUAUUUUAAUUUCACGUAUAAUCAUAAAUUAAAAUUCACUACAAGAGCUUUCAUACACACGUUAGUAUUAAAAAAUCUCACAGAUGGCGCUGUAUUAAAUAGUAUGUAUAUUUCUGUCUCGUUCUUUGCUGGCUUCAUCCUACACAUUUUUGUAUUUGUGUCUCUUACCUGUCGUUUUUUCCGUUGCAUCCGGUUUGAAAUCACAACGAUUCUAAAGAAGUUUUCACUUCAAAAAAUCACAAAAAUUAUUUAAAGUUACUGGCAAUAGUCACUAUAAGAAAAUGAAAAAACAACAAAGAAAACUAACGAAUUUCGUGUUAUGUGGAUACUUAUCGAAAAACUGAUUCAAUAAUGUUGGAUUACCUUUCUGGAUUGAUUUUUGACUCACAUGGCUUGUGGCUCUUUAGUUAUUGAACGAUUAUACUUAAUGUUCAGUGACGUAAUUUUCUUAUUUAUUUUUUUAUUUUUCCCUUAAACACAUGGAUUUUAGGGAGAAAAAAAAUACGAUUUACCCAUUUAAUUGGGAAAUUCAUUAAACAAUCAUAAAUAAAUUAAAUUUGCACAGAACAAUGACUGAGGGCUUACGAAUAAUACUUUAUCAAGAAAAUUUACGAGCCGAUAUAUGAGUAGACUAUUAUCAAAGCCGGCAAUGUAACUUUUGGAUAAUUAUUGGUAAAUCAGAAAAACGAAUUAUUGACUUUGUAUUCCAUUGGCAGUCACAAAACUCUUCUGAACGACAUCUUAGAUAAAUAACAGGCUAAGUAUUAACCUUUAUUUAAUGCAGGUUUUGAACCGUAUUCUUUGAAGGAGGCGAUUAUAUUCAAAUCAAUCUGUAUUGAAAUAUCAAUAAUUUUUUUUUGUCCAAAUGCACAGAUUGCCACCUUUGAUAAUAGACGACUCAUAUAUUUAUAUGAAGUAACGUGCGUGCUGAGCAAUUGGAAUAAACUUGACCUAUAAAACAAUUAUUUGUUAUUAAUUAUGUAAUUUAGAAUUAUCUCGCACUGUUUUUCUUCUGAAGACACUAAUGAGACAGUAAUAAUGUAAAAUAGAAUAUUAAAACUAAUGAUGAUAUUAAAGAUGUAAUGUUACUUGUUAA